Molecule: messenger RNA, 3085 nt
Organism: Etheostoma spectabile (orangethroat darter)
Lineage: Eukaryota; Metazoa; Chordata; Actinopteri; Perciformes; Percidae
Gene: rfx3
Product: regulatory factor X, 3 (influences HLA class II expression)
Exons: 17
Coding region: 165-2447 (760 amino acids)
Biological process (GO): regulation of transcription by RNA polymerase II
Cellular component (GO): nucleus
Molecular function (GO): DNA-binding transcription factor activity, RNA polymerase II-specific; RNA polymerase II cis-regulatory region sequence-specific DNA binding
Source: RefSeq, a predicted model, not a curated record
UUGCGCGCUCCCGGUGAGUUUUAUAGCAACUGUUGCCCAGUGAGGCAGCGCCAUAGUCACCGUAGUCCUGGCGACUGUAACCCACCAACAACAACCUCUCGCUCCAUCAUUACCACCUCCUCCACCAUCCUCAUCUUCAUCAACCAGUCCACAGCUCAGGCGCCAUGCAGACCCCUGAAGCAGGCGCUGACUCCACCUCCACUGUCCCUCUUCAGACCACCGUGCCUGUCCAGCCUACCGGCUCCACCCAGCAGGUGCCUGUCCAGCAACAGGCCCAGACUGUUCAACAGGUUCAGCAUGUUUACCCAGCACAGGUGCAGUAUGUGGAGGAAAACAGUGGCGUCUACACCAAUGGCAACAUAAGAACAUACUCGUACUCAGAGCCGCAGCUGUAUAGCCAGAACAGUGGAGGGAGCUACUUUGACACACAGGGCAGCUCAUCGCAAGUGUCCACUGUGGUGACAUCUCAUGGCAUGACCAACAAUGGAGGAGGGGGCAGUGGAGGAAUGAGCAUGAAUCUGGCGGGGGGUCAGGUAAUCAGCACCAGUCCUGGGGCUUACAUCAUGGACAACACUGGACCCCACCCUGCCACCCAGACGGCACGAGCUUCCCCAGCUACUAUUGAAAUGGCGAUUGAGACACUCCAAAAAUCGGAGGGUUUAUCCAGUCAGAGAAGCUCGCUGCUCAACAGCCAUCUCCAGUGGCUGUUGGACAAUUACGAGACAGCAGAGGGCGUGAGUCUACCACGAUCCACCCUCUACAAUCAUUAUCUGCGCCACUGCCAGGAGCAGAAACUGGACCCUGUAAAUGCAGCCUCUUUUGGCAAACUCAUCCGCUCCAUCUUCAUGGGACUUCGUACAAGGCGUCUUGGGACAAGAGGGAACUCCAAAUAUCAUUACUAUGGUAUACGUGUGAAACCAGACUCCCCACUAAAUAGACUCCAAGAAGACAUGCAGUACAUGGCCCUCAGACAGCAACCUGUUCAGCAAAAGCAGAGGUUCAAGCCAGUGCAGAAGUUUGAUGGCUGCACUGGGGAGAAUUACUCAGGUGGAGGCCAGCACCAUCCUGGUGCAGAAGAGCAGACAGUCAUUGCACAGAGUCAACACCACCAGCAGUUCCUAGAUGCAUCACGGGCCCUCCCUGACUUUGUAGAGCUGGACGUGGGACAGAGCAAUACAGAGAACAUCAGUCCGGAGGAUGUGAAAGCUCUCCAGGCCCUUUACAGAGAGCACUGUGAGGCUAUCCUUGAUGUGGUUGUCAAUCUCCAGUUCAGUCUAAUUGAGAAGUUGUGGCAGACAUUCUGGCGGUAUUCUCCCCCUGACUCUGUAGAGGGUGCCACUGUAACAGAAAACAGCAGUUUAAGUGAGAUUGAAGCACGGCUGCCCCGUUCACAGCUAUUGGAACUGUGUAGAAAUGAGGCCGUACUCAAAUGGAUGAGCACAUGUGACCAUCUUAUGUACCAGGCCCUUGUGGAAAUCCUCAUUCCUGAUGUCCUGAGACCCAUUCCCAGUGCCUUGACUCAAGCCAUUCGCAACUUUGCCAAAAGCCUGGAAGGUUGGCUCAAUAACGCCAUGAAUGCCAUUCCACAGAGAAUGAUCCAGACCAAGAUUGCCGCUGUUAGUGCCUUUGCGCAAACACUGCGCAGAUACACAUCUCUGAACCACCUGGCUCAGGCGGCACGUGCUGUUUUGCAAAACACGUCACAGAUUAACCAGAUGUUGAGUGAUCUCAAUCGUGUUGACUUUGCCAACGUACAGGAGCAGGCAUCAUGGGUGUGCCAGUGUGAAGAGGGAGUAGUUCAGCACUUGGAGCAGGACUUCAAGGCCACACUACAGCAGCAAAGCUCUCUGGAGCAAUGGGCAGCCUGGCUGGAAAAUGUGGUCACUCAGGUGCUCAAGCCUUACGAGCACCGGCCCAGCUUCCCCAGGGCAGCUCGACAAUUCCUGCUCAAGUGGUCCUUUUACAGUUCUAUGGUGAUCAGGGACCUGACCCUGCGCAGUGCUGCCAGCUUUGGUUCCUUCCACUUGAUUCGCCUGCUGUACGAUGAAUACAUGUUUUACCUAGUGGAGCAUCGUGUGGCACAAGCUACUGGAGAGACACCCAUUGGUGUCAUGGGGGAGUUUGACAGCCUGAACACCCUGUCCCUCUCUAAUAUUGAUAAAGAUGAAAUGAGUGGGAUGGAUAGUGACUUAGAAGAUGACGUGGAGGAGUCCGGGGAACCUCUUGCCAAGCGAGAGAAGAAGUCGGAACAUGAAGUGAUCCAGGUGAUCCAGGUCGGGGCACUAGAGGACGGGUCCCACCCUGUGGUGGGGGUUGUCCAGCCAGGAGUCCUCCACUCGCUGCCCCAGCCCCCGCAGGACCACACUGAGCACAUCCUAACCCCCUCUGCCGGUACUCCCACCAUCCGCCACUGCAGCGCUACAGGCAACACCUAUGCCUCCGUUUGAGGGUCUGAGGGCACAGCGGACCUUGUCUGGCCUGUUUUCACUCUCCACAUAUCUUUCUCUCUGUAAGUCUAGAUGUUUCCGUCUUUUUCAUGCAUUGUCUGUGUCUGCACUUGUGCGGACACGCUCUCUGCUCCCUAUCUAGCCCGGUCAGUGGAGGAGUGCUGAAAUGAUGAUACUCUGGCUAAGAUGUGCUGUCCGUGUCUGACUGCUUAGAUUCUGGAUGUGGUGUCAUCACAUAAGUCUGUGCUCUGUCGCAAUGGGGCAGCUGGAGGAGGACUAAUUUGACCCGUUAAUUAUGUUUCCUGCCUUGGCAUGACUUAACGCCUCUGUCUGUCCACACAGACAGGUUUUGUCUUGAAGGAAAAUUCAGCUCUUUCAAACUACUGAUGUCUCAGAGCUCAAAUCCAUGUCACUAGUCCCAGUGGAGCAAAGUCAUUGAUUGACUCAAGACCUUCACCUAUUGUAAAUAGUUUUGCUGUACUUUCAAUUGGUAUUACCCCCAAACCCAUGGUGCUAUUGAUUUGUUUUGAUUUCCAUUUCCCUCCUACUUUUAGCAUGAUUUAUGUCCACAUGCGUUCCAACUGCUGAUAAACGUUUGGCUGAACAAAAUAUUUUGAGUAUUGUAUGUAGCUAAAAAA